Molecule: messenger RNA, 1301 nt
Organism: Triticum urartu
Lineage: Eukaryota; Viridiplantae; Streptophyta; Magnoliopsida; Poales; Poaceae
Product: cytochrome c-type biogenesis CcmH-like mitochondrial protein
Source: RefSeq, a predicted model, not a curated record
AUGGGCAGCCCAUGUCCACCUGCAGAGCUCCUCGUCCUCGUCUCCUCCCCCUUCCCGCGGGUCCCGACCCCCGGAUCGGAGCCACGCCGCCGGCGUCCAGCCAGCAUUCCUCACCGCCAGAAGCUUUAUUAUUGCAUCCGGUGCACUGAGUGUGGAAGCCAGUCCAUUGAAGAUUCACAAGCAGAUGUUGCAGUUCUCCUUAGAAGGCUAAUUCGCGAUGAAAUAAAAUCUGGCAAGAGUGAUAAGGAGAUAUACGAAAAAUUAGAAGACGACUUUGGCGAAACGGUUCUAUAUGCCCAAUUUGAUAUUCAAACUGCCGCUAUAUGGUUAUCGUCGGUUAUUGUGGGUGGGGUUGCAGCUGGUAUCUGGGCUUACCAAAAGCAUAGGCAAAGGACUAACGUUCACAUUAUGGCUCUGAACCUUGUCCGAGGGGUUCCCCUGACUCCAAGGGAGAAGGAGACGAUGAUUGACAUCCUUACGCCGCCUCCACUAACUAGGAGAUGGUGGUGGCCUAUCAAGUGAUGUUCAUGUCCUCAGAUGCAACAUAUAGUACUAAUUUGCAGUGUUAGCAUUAUAUGGAUGAUCAGGAUGGCUGAAUUUGGCGCAUGAUUUUGGUCUACAUCUCACAUCCUUGGGAGGCCUUUCGCAGAUCCUGCAAUUCGCAUGCAGGUUGCGGGGCAUUGGAAGUUUAAAGAAUAGCCUGCUGUUGAAGUGUAGGGGUAGUUGCUUACUUCCCAGGUGCUGUUGAACUGACAAACAUGUAUCGCCGCUAUUGAUCCUCAUGUAGCAGAACUUUGUCCCCAAAAUAAGCUACUCGUACGAUUUCUUAUUUCCUCUGACAUCCACUCUAACAAAUCCUCUCUAUGGUUAUGUGUCCCUAAAAUUUUCAGACGAGCUUCUAAAACAAGCCUGUCGUCCUCUAUAUUUGUGGAUGGGUAGACGAUCCUCUGUAUUUUUCAGGUAGUUGACGCCAAGGACAGUUCCCCCAACCGCCUGCACUCCUGCCUUGCCUCUCUGCCACGCCAGAGCCCAUGUGUGCCGACGCCGACCCUUCCUGGCUGUCCUGAUGCUCUCGCGCCGCCAGUGCUGCUGACCCUAGCCUAAUGCCGUCAGCCGCCCCAAGCAGUCCCACCACACCCUCGAGCUCUUCCGCAGAUGAGGAUCGGUUGCCGCUGCGCUUCUUGGUGCCAAGACAGUGGAGCUUGGGGACGGUGUAGCCGUGUAGGGCCGCUCCGAGGGAGGAACUUGUCGAGGGAUUCAGGGAGAGGACCUGCACCACCAGGCACAACAGCAAAGGCAGA